This is a messenger RNA of Toxotes jaculatrix (banded archerfish), 2413 nucleotides long. It is a transcript of the gene il6r, whose product is annotated as interleukin 6 receptor. Gene Ontology annotation, cellular component: membrane; external side of plasma membrane. The record is from RefSeq and is a predicted model, not a curated record. Gene Ontology annotation, molecular function: cytokine receptor activity; protein binding. The transcript is spliced from 10 exons. NCBI's taxonomy places the organism in Eukaryota, Metazoa, Chordata, Actinopteri, Toxotidae. The coding region runs from base 192 to 1991 and encodes 599 amino acids. Gene Ontology annotation, biological process: cytokine-mediated signaling pathway.
UAUGGACAGCAGACUGCUGCUGCCAGAGGAAGCCGGUAACAGCGCUUUAACUAUCCUGUCUGUAGAAGAGCACUGUCAGUUGUUGGACUGACUUCGAAAAGUUUAGUUGGAGUCACGACAGUCCCCCACCGAUACCGUAUACGGGUAGGUGAUGGUGUGACGACUCGGUAAAGGGAGAUUCAUGCGCAAAAAUGCGAUUUUUUCUCGCUUUGCUGUGUGUUCUGUGCGUUACACAGGGCCGCAGCAUUUUCGAUGGAAUCUGUCCCAGAAGAGACCCUCCCCCUGGUGUAUUGGUUUUAUCCCCAGGCAGUAAGUUGGUUCUAACCUGCAAAGGUCAUGUGAUGGUGGAUGGAAUAAAGGUCAGCAUUUCCCAAAACAGCUCAAACACCAACAGAAGAGGGAGAGCUCCAGUUGCACCCACAACCACUGGAAACAUUAUAAACAGCAAACUUACUAUGAACAGUAUUGUAAAUGAGGGACACCACUUUGAUACUACGGCAGAAGUCAGUGCUGUGAAAGGAGAAAACACAAGCCUUGGAUAUACAGAUGCAACAUACACAGCUUCCCCUACCACUCUCAUGGUCCAACCAACCAGUGUUGGCAGACUGCUGAAAGGGCAAUCCGACUGGGAGGCUGAAGAGGUGGACGGUGAGGGUGAUUAUGAGGAUUACGAAGAGGAGGAAGGGGAGGAAUUGAGCAGAGUAACAAGAGGCAUAAAGUCAAGGCCUCAGUGGAAGUGGAACGGCAAAAUAGUGGGGACCAGCGAGACAGACCGGAGAGAAAUCUCAUUUGAGAGGAGGGGGGCUACAUUGUCUCUGUCCUCAGUAAGAGUGACAGACUCUGGGAGGUACACUUGUCAUCACAGAGGCAGAGAGAGGUUCUCCUUAAAAGUAUUGGUUGCAGAGCCUCCUGAGAAGCCCAGCCUGUCCUGCUACAAAAAGUCACCCAGCAGUAAGAUUCGCUGUGAGUGGACGCCUCAAAGGCCUGUUACAAGACAGUCAAAAUGUUACCUCAUAGUGAAUAAAAGAACGUCAGACACAUUCCUUCAUUUGCCGUGCUCAUACUCAUCUCGGCUCGCCCGUUACUGGUGCACUCUGGACCACAAUGAGGACGAGCUGAGGACAAUUCAUAUGGUCUUCCUGUGUGUUACGAACAUCACAUGCAAUGCCACCAGCGCCCCGCUGUACUUCAUACCUAUGGACAUUUUAAAGCCAGACCCUCCAACAAAUGUGAAGGCUGAACAGGAGGAGGGACAUAAAACGUGGCUAAAUGUCACCUGGAAUUCUCCAACCUCCUGGAAGCAUCAAGACAGAUUUUAUGAACUAAUCUAUGAGGUCAAAUACAGGCCUAAGGAGUCUUCAUUUUAUCAUGACCAGCUAAAGAGGGUUGAGCGUUCAUGCUCCUACACUAUCACUGAUGUGAUGCCUGGUGUUGAGUACCUGAUACAGCUCAGAACUAGGGAUGAAUACGACGGUCAGUGGAGUGACUGGAGUACACCCAUCAUUUCCACUAGCUGGACAGGUGAUGAUCUGAUCACCACAACGUUUCCAGCAUCCACAGAGGAAGGAUCUUGUGCAGAUGACUAUAUGCCUGAAACAAAUGCUAUACCAACACCAACGAACAGAAGUGGCAUGGAGAAGUCAUAUCCCAUCCUGUGGAUCUCUGGUUCAUUUGUUCUCUUGUCAGUCAUUUUGGCUGUCUACAUAUUCAGACACAAGGACAGAUUUAUGUCUAAACUCCACCAUGUGAGCGUCAUCAUCCAGUCUAGUGAGUCGUCUCAUCUGCCACCCACCACCCCAGCAGCACCAGGGGGACAGGCCCUGGUGACCUUUAGUCCUUCGCUUUUCAAAGAGCAUCCACCGAGCAAAGCAGAAGAAGAAGAGGAAGAAGAAGACGAAGAAGAAGAAGAAGAAAAUGGGGAAGAACAGAGGGAGAGGAUAGAAGCCAUGCACUUCAACAACACAAGUUAUUUCUUGAUCCAGAGGGAGUGAUUGCCUCUCAAAAAGGGGAUAAAACUAGCUGGAACAGCUGAACUACUUUGUUUCGCUGAAUUAGUGUGUUUCACUUCAGAACUUGUGUCUCAGAUGAUAAAAGGACUUCAAAUCUAUGUUUCCCCUAUGGGCUUCCUUUGGAAGAAAAGUCAGGAACAGCUUGUAAAGUCUCUUUCUCUAACUCUCUAAGUCUGUCUCACGCCUAAAAUACCUCUGAAAAUACUUUUUUGUUGUUGUUGUUCUACUGUAUAUGUCUUAAGAGCAGCAUUUAACUACUCUGCCCUAUUUGUACGCCAAUUUAAAAUGUGCUGAUAAACUGUAGAUUGGAUGUGGGUCUGAUUAUUGUACAGGCCUGCAUCUACCUCGUGUUCUACUUGAAUAUAAUUUUGCUAAGGUUUAUCAAAUAUAUUGCUCACAUCCUG